AUGUCUCUUCACGUCUUCAUGACCCUAUUCCAGCCUACGGUAAUAGGUAAGGAGUCAAAGGGGUGGUAUUACUUGACUCCCUGGGAGGGCCUAUGCACCUUUUGUGGUGGGGCCGCCUUCUUCCAUAAAGGGGUGGAAGGAGUCGUGGUUCUGGGUGAGGGGCAGGUGGCAAGCGGUGGAGGGAGACAAAGCUCUGUCUUGCACAAUAGCAGUGUGAGGUUCGAGCUUAGCAGGGAGGAGUUUGAAGUGAUAGAGGACAUUUACAAGAGACCUCUGAAGCUCCGCCACUUCGAUCACCUCAUUGAUAGAAGUCGCUAUUUCCUCGACUUUGAACUGAUGGCAUCUAAGGAUAAGUUUAAGAUGAAUGAGUACCCAGCUCCUGACAUGGCGUCCAUACUGAGGACAACUUCCCACUAUGAAGGCGAGGCCCCUGAAGCCGGGCACCCGCGGGCUUCCAAAGAGGAGACCCCCCAAAGGCCAGAAAAGGCCAAGGAGCCUCAGGGGAAGGAGAAAGUCGUUGAAGACCCGAAGAAGAAGAAGCUGGUGCACAUCUCUAGCUCGUCUGGCAAAUUUAGGAGUUCUAUGUCCCAAGGCAAAGAAGUCGGACCGUCGAAGCUACUGGAAGCCACCUCGAAAGUAGUUAAGAUUGAAAUGGUUAGGCGUGCAGAGGCUGAUGAGGCAAGAGAGGAGGCUGCAAGGAGGCAAGCUGAGGUGGCUGGGGAGGAGGCUGCUAAAGAGAAACCUGUUCGAGUACAAGGCAAGUCUCCGAGCUUCCUUGCCAACAGGGAGGAGCCUCUGGCCCAGCUUUGGGAGGCCCUCAUUGACUUCCAGACGAGGACCACCACCUCAGGGAGGAAGAUAGCCUCCCUUGCAGAGGAGCUGAAGGCGGCUAGGGCUGAGGUUGAGGUAUCUAGGGCUGAAAAACUUGAAGAAUCGGCCAAGUUGGAGUCUGCCUUGGCCCAAAUAGAGGCAUUGAAGAGAGAGGUACAUGAGUCCCAGUGUGAGGUUGCCUCCUUGACUAAGAAGGUGGAGGUUUCCAAUGAUCACCAGAAGUGGUAUGUCGAUGAUGCAACCCAUGCUAGGGAGGAAGCCCAAAGUGCAAGGGAGGAGGCAGUGAGAGACUACAUUGCCAACUUCCACAAUACCGAGGAGUACAAGAGCUUUAGCACUUACUGGAGGAACUUUGCUUAUGCCGAAGUGAUGGAGCGGGCUGAGGAGUUGUCAGAGUUUGUGGACGAAGUGCCUCAAACCCCAGCUGAUGAAGUGGUGGAAGAUGAAGUAGUAGAAGCAGAAGAAGCAAAUUCUGAUGCUCAAGCUGCGAAAGUUCCAGCUGCUGAGGUACCUCCACCAUCUUCCCAGGCUUAUGAUAGUUUUCUUUUCAGUUAUGCAUGA
This is a messenger RNA of Olea europaea var. sylvestris, 1392 nucleotides long. RefSeq lists its product as uncharacterized. The transcript has 7 exons. The record is from RefSeq and is a predicted model, not a curated record. Bases 1 to 1392 code for a protein of 463 amino acids. Lineage: Eukaryota; Viridiplantae; Streptophyta; Magnoliopsida; Lamiales; Oleaceae.